CAACUUUGCUGAAAAUCCCAGGUGUUCUGCACCUACUGAUUUUGUUCGAUUAUCCAAUGAAAAAUGCUGCCAGUAAAUUCUAUCUGAAGGAACAACCAAUCACAUGGAGGACAUCUGUUACAAACCUGCUGAGAUGCUGGAGCCAUUAUUGCUUUCAUGUCUCGCGUGCAUUUUGCCAUCCUUAGUUUGUCUAUCUUAGAUUAUUUUGGGUCUUCUGGUUUUUGAACCUCAUUUUCCUUUUUCCGUGACAAAUGUGAAGGAAAUUCGAAUUUAUUGGUAGUGAUCAAAAUUGUGAACCUUUUGCAGAAAAUAAUUAAAAAUGAGUCGUCUGCUGAAAAUUCAGUCACGUGUACUUAAAAAUUUGCUGAAUGCUGUAACAAAGCCGACAUGCUUCGCUUCUAGCGGCAACCGCUCCCUGCACAUCCAGGUAGACAGACGGUCUGCCAAACAGACAGACAGCUCUUCCAAGGUGUACCCGGUGGUAGACCACACUUACGAUGCCGUGGUUGUGGGUGCAGGAGGUGCAGGACUACGUGCGGCCUAUGGUCUGGUGCAGGAAGGCUUCAAAACGGCCGUCAUCACAAAACUCUUUCCCACCAGGUCGCAUACAGUUGCUGCUCAAGGAGGAAUCAAUGCGGCUUUAGGUAAUAUGGAAGAGGACAAUUGGCAAUGGCACAUGUACGAUACUGUAAAAGGUUCCGAUUGGCUGGGAGACCAAGACGCCAUUCACUAUAUGACACGAGAAGCACCACAGGCUGUCAUCGAACUAGAAAAUGCUGGUAUGCCCUUCUCUAGGACGCAGGAGGGAAAAAUUUACCAGAGAGCUUUCGGUGGUCAGAGCUUGAAGUUCGGCAAGGGAGGCCAAGCGCAUAGAUGUUGCUGCGUAGCAGACAGGACUGGACACAGUCUGCUACAUACACUAUAUGGGCAGAGUUUGAAAUAUGAUUGUAAUUACUUUGUCGAAUACUUUGCCUUGGAUUUAUUGAUGGAAGAUGGGGAAUGCAGAGGUGUGAUCGCAUUAUGUCUUGAAGAUGGCACACUUCAUAGGUUCCAUGCUAAAAACACGAUUCUAGCGACUGGCGGUUACGGCAGAGCGUACUUCUCUUGCACAUCGGCGCAUACCUGCACUGGUGACGGCAACGCGAUGGUCUCCAGAGCUGGAUUGCCUUGCCAGGAUCUGGAAUUCGUUCAGUUCCAUCCUACUGGAAUCUACGGAGCUGGAUGUCUCAUGACAGAAGGAUGCAGAGGAGAAGGGGGAUACCUUGUUAACUCAAACGGCGAAAGGUUCAUGGAGAGAUAUGCUCCUGUUGCAAAGGAUCUAGCUUCAAGAGACGUUGUGUCUAGAAGUAUGACUAUCGAGAUCAGAGAAGGUCGCGGUUGUGGUCCAGAAAAAGACCACGUCCACCUGCAGCUUCAUCACUUACCGGCCGAACAACUUGCCCAACGACUACCCGGUAUUUCUGAAACGGCCAUGAUCUUUGCUGGCGUAGACGUCACCAGAGAGCCCAUCCCCGUACUACCAACGGUACAUUACAACAUGGGUGGAGUGCCAACCAAUUACAAAGGACAGGUACUGGCAACUGUGAAUAACCAGGACAAAGUGGUACCUGGCCUGUACGCGUGUGGAGAGGCUGCAUCUUGCUCCGUCCAUGGUGCAAAUCGUCUUGGAGCGAAUUCUCUUCUUGAUCUUGUUGUUUUUGGAAGGGCGUGUGCUAAGACCAUCGCUGAAGAAAACAGACCGGGAGAAUCGAUUGGGCCUUUGAAAGACAAUUCUGGCGAGGCGUCGGUAGCGAACUUGGAUUGGUGCAGAUUCGCAAAUGGCCCCCAACCUACGGCUUCACUGCGUCUACAGAUGCAGAAGACUAUGCAGAACCAUGCAGCUGUAUUCAGGACAGAGGAAACGUUGAAGGAAGGAUGCAAGAAGAUGGGCGAGCUCUAUAAAAACCUGGAAGACGUGAAGGUUGCCGAUCAUAGUCUCAUUUGGAACUCAGAUCUGGUAGAAACACUGGAACUUCAAAACUUGAUGUUGAAUGCCUGUCAGACGAUCGUGGGUGCCGAAAACAGGAAGGAAAGUCGAGGUGCGCAUGCCAGAGAGGACUACAAAACCAGAAUAGAUGAAUUUGAUUACAGCAAGCCUUUGGAAGGACAGCAGAAGAAACCAAUGACAGAGCACUGGAGAAAGCACACCCUGACAUGGAUAGACCCCAAGACAGGCCAGGUAACCAUCAAAUACAGACCUGUGAUAGAUCAGACUCUGGACUUGAGCGAGUGCAAGACUGUACCUCCAGCGAUCAGAUCCUACUAAAUGGAAGAAAAUCGAAAGAAAAGACAACGCGAACUAUUAAAGUGAUGUGUGCUAUCGAUAGUACAAACGUUAUCCUAUUUUCCACGAGAAUUUCACGCUAACUCAUUUUUUAUCCGUACGGUGUUCACAAGUUUUUGACAGGAGUAAGAGGAAAAGUCGGCAUAUUAUCUAUGCUCAGUUGCUACAGUUUCGAUCAAACCAUUACUUCGCCGUGUAUCGUUAAGAUUCAAGUAUUGCACAAUUUAGAUGUAGAGUGUAAUUUAUUUUGAGAAUUUAGGCGUAAGAACAUCUACAUUGAUAUGUAUUAUGUGAACUUCAGUGUAUUACCUUUGUGCAUGUAUUAUGAUUUGUCAAGACUUGAAAAGUCGAUACGUUAAAAUAAAUUAUUUUUAACUCAA
Molecule: messenger RNA, 2703 nt
Organism: Acanthoscelides obtectus
Lineage: Eukaryota; Metazoa; Arthropoda; Insecta; Coleoptera; Chrysomelidae
Source: the annotation of a GenBank genome assembly